Molecule: messenger RNA, 3984 nt
Organism: Drosophila mauritiana
Lineage: Eukaryota; Metazoa; Arthropoda; Insecta; Diptera; Drosophilidae
Gene: Ppa
Product: F-box/LRR-repeat protein 14
Exons: 1
Coding region: 259-1875 (538 amino acids)
Biological process (GO): SCF-dependent proteasomal ubiquitin-dependent protein catabolic process
Cellular component (GO): SCF ubiquitin ligase complex
Molecular function (GO): protein binding
Source: RefSeq, a predicted model, not a curated record
GAGUUCAGUUUUUCUUUAUCAUCCGGUUCGUGCACAUCGCGUCUCGGCCGCAAGAACAAAGAACACACAAAUAGAACUUGGACUUCCAACUACACACAGUGCUCGAGUUAAGUGCAGUGAAUAACCACAGUGAACCCUACUAGUCUUCAACUAAGCAUAAAAACAGUAAAAUGCAGCUCAUAUAGGAUAGCCAAUCCAACAGUUAAUUCCAAAAGUAGCAGUCAAGCGACAAGCCAAGUGUAAAAGCAAGAGUAGGAGAUGGCCACCAACACGGAGCUGCUGCCCUUCCAUCAUCAAACAAUCGCGGUGUUAAACAAUCUGAAUAGCCACUGUGGCGGAUCCGGGAGCAACGGAGCGGCCACCAGUGGCGGCUCGGUGAUUGGCGGAGCAGGAGCCGGAGGAGCGCCCAGCUGGGCAAUGGACGAACUCUAUCAACAGACUGAGCUGCCCGGUCUGACGCGAACCGGAGCCACCACCACCCACCACCACCUGCUGCGCUUCACGCCCUACGCCCUGCACCACCGACCGCCGCACCACCAGCUGCAGACCUUGCCGCCGGCCCUCUACUUGCAGCAUGCUGCAGCAGCUGCGGCGGCAGCGGCAGCAGCAGCGGCCCACGCCCAGCAUCAUCAUCACCAUCACCACCAUCUCCCGCACAGACCAGCAUCUCCGGAGAGCCCGCCGCCGGUGGAGGGCACCCACAUAAGCAACCUGUUCCCAGAACUCCUCGAGCAGAUAUUCGAGCACCUACCAGUGAGGGAUUUGGGUCGGGCAGCCCAGGUUUGCACUGCAUGGCGGGAUGCGGCCUAUGCCAAGAGCGUUUGGAAGGGAGUCGAGGCCAAGCUGCACCUUAAGCGCUCCAGUCCGAGCCUGUUCAACUGCCUGGUCAAGCGCGGCAUCAAGAAGGUGCAGAUCCUAUCGCUGCGACGCUCGCUCAAGGAUUUGGUCCUUGGAGUUCCGGCUCUGACCUCUCUAAACCUGAGCGGCUGCUUCAACGUGGCGGACAUGAACCUGGGCCAUGCCUUUAGCGUGGAUCUGCCAAACCUCAAGACACUGGACCUCUCCCUCUGCAAACAAAUCACGGACACGAGUCUGGGGCGGAUCGCCCAGCACCUGAGGAAUCUGGAGACCCUGGAACUGGGCGGAUGUUGCAACAUCACGAACACAGGACUGCUGCUCAUUGCGUGGGGCCUGAAGAAGCUGAAGCACCUCAAUCUGCGCUCCUGCUGGCACAUCAGCGACCAGGGAAUCGGACACCUGGCGGGAUUCUCGCGGGAAACGGCCGAAGGCAACCUGCAGCUGGAGUACUUGGGUCUGCAGGAUUGCCAGCGGCUGAGCGACGAGGCUUUGGGCCACAUUGCCCAGGGCCUGACCUCGCUGAAGUCGAUCAACCUGAGCUUCUGCGUCUCGGUGACGGACAGCGGACUAAAGCACCUGGCCCGGAUGCCCAAGCUCGAGCAGCUGAACCUGCGCUCCUGCGACAACAUCUCGGAUAUCGGAAUGGCCUACCUCACGGAAGGCGGCAGCGGGAUCAACUCGCUGGACGUCAGUUUCUGCGACAAGAUCAGCGACCAGGCCCUGACACACAUAGCCCAGGGACUCUACAGACUGAGAUCGCUGUCCCUCAAUCAGUGCCAGAUCACCGAUCACGGCAUGCUAAAGAUCGCCAAGGCAUUGCACGAGUUGGAGAACCUCAAUAUCGGACAGUGCAGCCGGAUAACGGACAAGGGCCUCCAAACGCUGGCGGAGGAUCUGACUAAUCUCAAGACCAUCGAUCUCUACGGCUGCACGCAACUCAGUUCCAAGGGCAUCGACAUCAUCAUGAAGCUGCCCAAGCUGCAGAAGCUCAACCUGGGCCUCUGGCUGGUCAGGUGAUGCGUCCACCACGACUGCAACGCCUGUGCGGCGAAGGAGGCCGCUCGCGGCUCUUAUAAUUCCCAACCAUAGAUUCCGGGCGGGAAAGAGAGGGCAGACAAGAUACACUGAAAACUCAUAGCUUUCGUUUGCCAUACCACACGCUGUACUACAUUUUUUUCGUACGAAUCGAGAAACGAGCAGAGAGGCACAAAACAACGCAGCAACAACAAAAAGCAAACAAUGAGGCACACACACAACACGCACACACACUGGCAAGCAGGCAAGCAUGUCGAGCGGGCGGAGUUGGGGCAAAAGGGACAGAGACAGACGACGUCGGGGGAUAGUGCUGCCAGCUCAGCGGGUUUAGUGAUGUUUUCGUUGUUAGAAACAUGUUUUUUCUCGAGAAUAGGUUUUGAAAUGAGAAAAUAUCCUAAACCUAUAUUCUUUUUAUAGUCGUACUUCCGUAACCUUCCAUGUACAAGUUUUUAUUUGAGAACAUUCGGUCCUCCAAAGUUAGGUAAAGCCCCUUUUACACGACCUGAAGUUUCGUUGCAGUUUCUAUGCUUAGAAAACAUAGCUUUUGUAAAAGGGACUUUUGCAAAUGUAUACUAGUAAUACUCACACAAUAGAAUUACUUACAAACAAUUUUGACUUAACAUAACUCUUCAUAGCCAGAACUAGCUUUUUUCCCGCUGAGACCGGUCAGCGCUGCCCAUGGAGCUCGCUCUGCUGCGUUGUUGUGUAGUGUUGUGUUCCUAGGGGGCCAGAGCGAGAGGGGAGAUGCCGCUGGCGUCGGCUUACACGCACGCAGCGAUAAAAAACGAAACAGAGAGAAAAAGAAAAAAGCAGGCAACAACAACAACUGCAGCUAUGGCCGACAGCAACAAAGUGCAUGGCGAUGGAGACGCGCGAUAAGCAGCAGGAGAGGGGCGGGGGACAACGCAGGGAGCAAUGCGAGGAGAGUGGGCAGCACACACACACACAGACAGCAUAAACACACCCAAACACGCAUGUGUGUGUGUGCAAUGCAGGCCGCAGUUAAGCAGAUGCAAAUAAAUUUAAAUAGUUUAUUUUAAUUCACGCUUCGGCUACAAAAGCCAGCGUCCUCCAUUGCCACAGCAACAACAAAAGCAACAGCGAUAAAACAACAAAAUGAGAAAAGAAAAAAGAGAGGGAGUAGCUCCGCUCCGCUCUUUUCUCGCUCUCCACCGCAUUUUUCUUGCCUUGUGCUGUGUGCUCCCUUUUUGUAUCUUUGUAUCUUAGUAUCUUUUUGUUUUUGUGCCUCGGCGUUUUCUUCCCGACUUCGUUGCGAAUUUGUUUAGUACAGCGUCGUUAGUAAUGCCGUUUAAUUUAGUUGAUUAAAACGUAAACGUAAAAUGUAACGAAAACUUAAGCGACAACAAUGUUAAUAGUAGACACUUAAUGAAAAUGCGUAAACUUAAUUCUUAGUUCUUAACAUUUGUCAAGCCACAAUUAGUCAAAUAACGAAAAGGGGAGAAUAACCAUUAACACAAGUUAUAAAAACAUGAAAAAACAACCUUGUUUAAUAGCAAAAACUACACAAAACACACAAGAAAACACAAACGUUAAAGAAAUUCUGUACAUUUUUUAUUGUUUAAUUUAUAAGUAAGCAAGCAAAAAAGAGAAGGUAACGAUUGAAAAGAAUACGCGAAUUAAUUCUUUUUUCUAUUGUGAUAUAAAAUGUAUUGUAUAAAAAAGAACACAUAAGCAAGCAGCAACAAAAUAUUGCUAAACAAUUACGUAAUAUUAUUUAAGCAGCGAGGAUUAAAUUAAAUAAAUUAAAAUUAAAUCAAUAUGUACAAUGUUAUGUUAAGUCAGGAUUAUUCCUCCGAUUCUCUGUUUUUCGAUUAGUUAAAUGAGCCCGAAUUCGAUGACCUUUUGUUGAACUGCAAUAUACUGAAUGCCUUAAUUCCAUUUGCAAACUAUAUAUUAUACUUAACUAUGUUGAUUCUGAAAAACCCUUGAGUUUCGAUUGCGAGUUUUCCCUAGAUCUAAGUUAUUUCGACAAUUGAUAUUUCUGUUUUAGGAGGCGCAACCCCCAAAAAAUUUGAGCGAUACGAUGUGGAAGGAGGAACGAAGAGAAAAUAAAUUAAAUAUGUAUAAAAA